Quercus lobata is the source of this 978-nucleotide messenger RNA. Its product is annotated as ankyrin repeat-containing protein ITN1-like. Lineage: Eukaryota; Viridiplantae; Streptophyta; Magnoliopsida; Fagales; Fagaceae. The transcript has 2 exons. Gene Ontology annotation, cellular component: membrane. Bases 1 to 978 code for a protein of 325 amino acids. The record is from RefSeq and is a predicted model, not a curated record.
AUGAGGGACCAGUUAUCAAUUUCAAAUAUUCAACAAAUAAGGGCUGGUCGCGUUGAAGAUGCCAUCCUCCGUGCAACAAAGGAAGGGAUUUUUGAGAUUGUUUUUGAAAUGGUGAAAGCGAAUCCACAACUUGUGUGGAGCCAUGAUGAAAGAUCAAGAAACAUUUUUUCGGUUGCUGUCGAAUAUCGUCGAGCCAAAAUCUUUAGCCUUAUUCAUGGUCUUAAUAUUCAAAACGGUUUGGCGGGUUUUCCAGAUUUCACCAACAAAAAUAACUUAUUACAUAUGGCAGGGAUGUCAGCAGCUUCUACAUCACUUAAUCAGAUCCCAGGUGCAGCUUUGAAGAUGCAAAGAGAACUACAGUGGUUUAAGGAGGUUGAGAGCAUUGUCCCUUCCAAGUCUCAUGGAUUUUUAAACAAAGAGGGUUUGACUCCCCGACAAUUGUUUACAAAGAACCAUGCAGACAUGAUGAGCAACAGAGAGAAAUGGAUGAAGGACACAGCAUCUUCUUGUACUGUGGUAGGCGCUCUCAUUGUAACCAUAAUGUUUGCUGCAGCAUUUACUGUUCCAGGUGGUAACGACCAAAAUAAAGGCUUCCCAAUUUUCUUAAAUGAAAAAUUAUUUAUGGUCUUUAUAGUAUCCGAUGCUCUCUCACUCUUUUCUUCCUCAACUUCAGUCUUGAUCUUUUUGGGAAUCCUCACAUCUCGUUAUGCAGAAGAAGAUUUCCUUAAGUCCUUGCCUAAAAAAAUGAUAAUAGGCCUUUCUACCCUUUUCUUCUCUAUUGCAGCCAUGAUGAUAGCCUUUUCUGCUUCUCUUUUUCUUAUGCUACGUGAACAAUCAUGGAUUUUCAUUCCUAUCAUUUGCUUGGCUAGUGUUCCUGUCACCCUUUUUGUAUUGAUGCAAUUUCCCCUUCUUGUUGACAUGACCAUUUUAACCUACCGACCUCGCAUCUUCAAUAGGAAAAUGGAGCGUUGGUUUUAA